Messenger RNA from Brienomyrus brachyistius, 4330 nucleotides. RefSeq names its product RNA-binding protein Nova-1. Gene Ontology annotation, cellular component: nucleus; cytoplasm. Gene Ontology annotation, molecular function: mRNA binding. Bases 687 to 2213 code for a protein of 508 amino acids. NCBI's taxonomy places the organism in Eukaryota, Metazoa, Chordata, Actinopteri, Osteoglossiformes, Mormyridae. The transcript is spliced from 5 exons. Gene Ontology annotation, biological process: mRNA splicing, via spliceosome; regulation of alternative mRNA splicing, via spliceosome. The record is from RefSeq and is a predicted model, not a curated record.
ACAUUUAAACGGCAAACUGUUUAAUGUUUCUAUUGACGAGAGGUAAGGACGUCUUGCAGUUGGAAUCACACAUUUACUUGGCAACAAAAUUUUAGCUGAUGUUUUAAAACACGUAGUUCGUGGCAAAAUGACAUCGUUUAAAGACAUAUGACUGGAACUUUCUCUGCCAAAAGACCGCGAUCGUUAAAUGCACGGUAGGUCCAAAACCAAACUGCAGACUGGAUCACAUAGGCAUCACCAGCCCCGAAUGCAUUGCACAGGUAUGCUGCGCUUUGCUUGUGGUUCCGUAGGCGGCUUUCCCCCUCGUCGACUGGCUGCUUGACCUCUGACCUAUUCUCCCCCCCUUCCCUACGCCUCCUUCCCUGGGAUAAUGAGUAAGGAGCCGCGGCGGCACCAGCGGCACAGAGAAAGCGCAGAGCGGUUCGGACGGUCAUACUGCGGGAGCCCAUUUCAUGCACAUAAUACAGCGCUCUUGACAUUCACAUCUCUUCUACUUUGUGUCUCCCCCUCCUCCUGUUUUCUCCCCCUCCCCCCACACCCUAGUAUCUGACACAUUCUGCUUUCCCCAGCACCAUCCACCUACCUACGCACCGAUUUUAGAACUGCUCCUAUAUUAUUAUUUUUUUUUGUUUGUUUCAUCUUAUUCCCCCGCAAAUAAACCAAAUACUGAGAUUAAGCAAGCAAACAUGAUGGCGGCAGCUCCCAUCCAGCAGAACGGGACUCAUACUGGGGUGCCGAUAGACUUAGACCCACCGGAUUCCCGUAAGAGACCGCUGGAAGCGCCUCCCGAAGCGGUCAGCACCAAGAGGACGAACACUGGCGAGGACGGCCAAUUUUUCCUAAAAGUACUAAUACCCAGUUAUGCUGCUGGAUCUAUAAUUGGAAAAGGAGGACAGACGAUAGUUCAGCUUCAGAAAGAGACGGGCGCCACCAUCAAACUGUCAAAAUCCAAAGACUUUUACCCAGGUACCACAGAGCGUGUGUGCCUCAUCCAGGGCACAGUGGAAGCUCUAAAUGCUGUUCAUGGCUUCAUUGCCGACAAGAUUCGGGAGAUGCCCCAGAAUGUGGCCAAAACGGAACCAGUCAGCAUCCUGCAGCCCCAGACCACCGUCAACCCUGACCGCAUCAAGCAGACAUUGCCAUCCUCCCCAACUACCACCAAGCCCUCUCCAUCUGAUCACAUGACCACCUCCAGGGCCAACCAGGUAAAAAUAAUAGUCCCCAACAGCACAGCGGGGCUGAUUAUUGGCAAGGGCGGGGCCACUGUGAAGGCUAUAAUGGAGCAGUCAGGAGCCUGGGUCCAGCUCUCCCAGAAGCCUGAUGGGAUCAACCUUCAGGAGAGGGUAGUGACCGUGAGCGGUGAGCCCGAGCAGAACCGAAAAGCUGUGGAACUCAUCAUUCAGAAGAUCCAAGAGGACCCUCAGAGUGGCAGCUGCCUCAACAUCAGCUAUGCCAAUGUGACGGGGCCUGUCGCUAAUUCCAACCCUACCGGCUCGCCCUAUGCCAACACUGCCGAGGUCCUGCCCACGGCUGCCGCCGCCGCGGGUCUCUUGGGACACGCCAACCUGGCAGGGGUGGCGGCCUUUCCCGCCGUGCUGUCGGGGUUCACAGGGAACGAUCUGGUGGCCAUCACCUCGGCGCUCAAUACUUUAGCCAGCUACGGGUACAACCUCAACACCCUGGGGCUGGGUCUUAGCCAGGCGGCAGCUACCGGGGCUCUGGCCGCAGCGGCCGCGAGUGCCAACCCAGCGGCAGCAGCGGCAGCAAACCUGCUGGCCACCUAUGCGAGUGAGGCCUCGGCCAGCGCGGGCUCCACGGGCGGCUCUGCAGGCACAUUCGCGUUAGGUAGCUUGGCAGCUGCCACUGCUGCCACCAAUGGAUACUUUGGUGCUGCGUCUCCACUCGCGGCCAGCGCCAUACUGGCCACCGAUAAGACCGCGGACGGUUCCAAGGACGUGGUGGAAAUCGCUGUGCCGGAAAACCUGGUAGGCGCGAUAUUAGGAAAAGGCGGGAAAACACUAGUAGAAUACCAGGAAUUGACUGGUGCAAGAAUACAGAUCUCCAAAAAAGGGGAGUUCGUGCCCGGCACAAGGAACCGCAAGGUAACGAUAACCGGAUCGCCAGCCGCCACGCAGGCCGCGCAGUAUUUGAUAACGCAGCGAAUCACAUAUGAGCAAGGGGUUCGAGCUGCCAACCCACAGAAAGUGGGUUAACACCUCGAUUUACUCCGUAAGAUCUCACUUCAUCGUUUCACAGAAGGAUGUACUGUAUUUUGAAGUAAAAUUAUGUUGUUUUUUUUGUUCUCUUGUUUGUCUUUUCUUUUAAUAUAUAAUAUGCAAAUGAAUGAAAUUAUGUUUAAGAUGUGUACAUGUAAAUAAUGUGUUUUAUCAGGAAGAACUUUUCUUGGUAUGUUUUAGUUCUCUAAUUGGCUUGUGUAUAUUUGUAUAUUGUUUCUAGUGUGAGAAGAUCUUAGCCUGCCAGUUUACCAGCAUUAUUGUAGUUUUAAAAGAAAAACAACAACUGAAUGUACAGGGAUAUGCGUGUAGUUUUCAGUAUUAGUUAGAACUAGGAGUCAAGCAUACAUGAACUGCUGUUAGGGUUAGGGUGCGGCUGGGCUCACGUCCGGAAAAGAGCGUGGCCAAGCACUGUCGAGGCAGUCUUACUUCUUACAUAAGGACGUAGAGAAGUAGGAGACGACCUUCUAGGAUUAAGUAACAAAAAAGCAAUAUAGUUGCAAAAAGCACUGUAAAAUAUUUUAAGGUUAAAACUGUGGAUUAUUGUAUUUGGUAAGUUUACAAAUCAGCAAAAGCACCAGUUUCCCUCUGAAGUAGACCAUUGGGGAACGCUGCCUGGCCAGGGACCCCCGCCCUCCCCCUCCCACUUCUGCUUACGGCCAUCUGUAAGGAAGGCCUCUACGAUUGUACUCCCCCACCCCCCCCCCACCCCACCCCCAACUGCCCUCGCUAUCAAAGGAACUGCUGGUGUUCCUCCCUGGCCAAGGACCCUGCCAUUACUCCAUGAGCACCCUCAACGUUCAGACAGAUCGCUGUUGAUGCAGUGGAUCGGGGAUUUUAUAAGGGAGAAAAUGUGAAAGUGCCAACAAAAACGACAUUUUUUUAAUUAAGUGCACGCUCGGUGAUGCGUGUUGCAUUUUAAGAGCUUCUAUUUGGAUAUAUAUAAUUUGUCAACACUAGAAACAUUAGUAUUUGUGAAUGUAGACUUUACUGUGAAGCUACCUGUGAUGUUAGCCGUCUGCCCCAUAGAGACGGGCACGCAAGCAUGGUGCCCCGGCCCUGUGCUGUCGAUGCUACUCCGUAAUUUGCAUGUACGUGGAGCAGUUUUAUGUCACCGAAACCACAGAGUAUUUUCCUGCAUGCUUUUUAAAAAAAGAAAAAGAAAACAAAGGAGAAGCGAUAAAAAGAGGCAGUUUAUUUCGAAAAAGUGCUAAGCUAGUGGGUGAAUCCCUCACUCUUUAAAUAGGUCAUUUUUUCAGUCUGCCUUCUCGCCCCACCUCAACUUGAACACCCUCUUCUGUCCUUUCUGUUCCUGAGUGCUAACCUGUCCAGGCCAUUGAUUCCACCUGUCUCACCUGCUCUCUGAGCACUUGUGAAGUGCCCACACCUGCCGUGCUUCACGAUGUGCAUGCAGUCUUAAAUUCAAUGGACAAAACAAAAAAAAAAAAAAAAAAACAAAUAAAUAAAAUCCACUGGAUCAUCUGGUUGAGAAAUUGAAUUUUAAACCAAGAAUUCCUUCCAUCUCAACUUCAGCCCAUUGAUUCCGUCCAUCCAGACAGCUCUUCCUGUGCAGCCAGUCAAAGAACAACUCUGCUGCCCGGCGUGUCCAGCCUCUUUCUGAACUGUGAUCUGUCUUCAUGAACUGUCUCUUUUGUUCAUUGAACUAUAUGGACUCCUCAUUUCAUAUUGAUUUGCUGUGCAGUUUCCUUUUGGACAUAGAGACAGCCUGAAAAGAUAACCUGCCUUUCCCUUGUCUUCUCCCUUCACUCCUAAGAAGUCCUCUCUGUCGAACUGUAAGUUUAGUCCAAUUUUCCUUUCAAACAUGGGAACUGUUGUUUCAUCUAGACGUUGUUUUUCUUAAAGUCUCUAAUACGUAUUUUAGAGUUAUUUUUAAGGGGAAUGAUUUGCUUGUUAAUGAAAGAGAAAAAAAAAGCUGUAGUAAUCUGUAUUACUUGGUAAUGACUAUCGUCAACAAUUCUGUAGCUGUGCAAGUUUUGACAAAUAGUGUAUAUCGUGAAAAUCAGUGGUUAGCUUUGCGGCUAUUAUAUUUACUCAUUUUAUCAUUAUAAAUGUGCUUAGUUCAUCAUGUAGCAUCA